This is a messenger RNA of Closterium sp. Naga37s-1, 4269 nucleotides long. NCBI's taxonomy places the organism in Eukaryota, Viridiplantae, Streptophyta, Zygnematophyceae, Desmidiales, Closteriaceae. The record is from the annotation of a GenBank genome assembly.
AUGCCUCGAUAUCGUCCCGUCCUCUUCUCCCUCGCACUGCUGCUCAUCUCCGUCUCUGUCACCCUCCCCUUCCUCACCUUCCGCCUGCCGCCUCUCCAUCUCCCCGCCCUCGCUCGCCGCGACCUUCGCCGCUUCUUCCGCUCGCCUUUUAUUUCCCACCAGCAGCAGCAGCAGCAGCCUUUCGAUUCUCGUUCACCUGAGCGUGUCGAACUUGAGAAGCCGUUUGAGGCUCGGCAAACCGAGCCUCAUUGCUCGUCUCGUGUCGUGUCGUCGGUCAACAGAGCAUGGAGCGUUCGCUCGUCCCUUUCCGUUCGCUCGUCCCUUUCCGUUCGCUCGUCCCUUUCCGUUCGCUCGUCCCUUUCCGUUCGCUCGUCCCUUUCCGUUCGCUCGUCCCUUUCCGUUCGCUCGUCCCUUUCCGUUCGCUCGUCCCUUUCCGUUCGCUCGUCCCUUUCCGUUCGCUCGUCCCUUUCCGUUCGCUCGUCCCUUUCCGUUCGCUCGUCCCUUUCCGUUCGCUCGUCCCUUUCCGUUCGCUCGUCCCUUUCCGUUCGCUCGUCCCUUUCCGUUCGCUCCUCAGGUGAUUAUAUGUGUGUGCGCUCAUGUGAAUGUAUGCAUGUGAAUGAACAGUGGAAGGAGGAGCAUUGUCAGGCCAAUCAGAGCGCGCUGAGGUGGACCAAUCAGAUGCUCCGGCAUGAUGUCACGCACCUGAAGGCACAGCUGGCUGCGUGUGACAAGAGUGGGUGUUUGCACCUGAAGAAACACCUGAGAAAGCACCUGGAGCAGCAGUCAGGCGUUAUUGUAAACAAUUCUGAAGCGCUAGACAGGAGAGGGGUGAUGGGAAGCAGUGAGGAAGAGGAGGGAGGAAGCAGUAACACAGGCAGGGGGACAAGGCAGGAUGAGAGAAGGGACAAAAGUAGGAUUGCGGGCGAGAGAGGGGGAGAGGAUGGCAGGCAGAGUAAGGGGCUGGAGGGGGAGGAAAGGGCGGAUGGCGUGAGUGAGGAUGCGUAUGGGGGCAGGAGAGGCGGUAAGGACGCGGGGUGGGGAGGUGGUGAAGGUGAAGAGGGGAGUGGCGUUGAGGAUGAUGAGGAGAGGCGUGGUGGCAUGGGUGAGAGUGCGCGUGCGCUGAUGGCGCUGUGGGAGGCCGCUCCCUCCCUGGGGCUGCGGGAUGUGCGCAGUGCUGCUGUGCAGCAUGCUCUCACACAGCUCAGAUGCGCUGUGGUGGCACAGGGGGGAGAACCGGUGGGGGAAGUGGGGACUGCACAAGGGGAGGAGGGGGAGGGUAAGGAGAUGAACGUGGGAGUGCAGCAAGCAAAGAGACAAGCAGAUGCUUUGGGUGGGGCAGGAGAGAGUGUGGGAGGGGCAGGGGAGGAGGCGUGGUUGAGGGAGGAGGAGGAGCAGCGGCUGGUGCCGGCCGCACCCCAUGUGGACGACUGUGCCUCUCUCGCCACUGAUAUCAGCCUUCUGGAUUCGCGGUCUGCUGACGGGGAGCUUCCGGAUUGGUCGCUUUGGGGCGGCAGGUUGGGACUGGUGGCACGGCGGUUGGAGGAGCGGGAGAGGGAGAAGGUGAGGAGGGAGAGAGAAAGGGAAGGAGAGGGGCGUGCAGGCAAGGAAACAGAGGAAGCGGGAGGCGGAGAGAGGAUGGGAGAAGUAAAGGGAGAGGAAGAGGAAGAGGGAAGGAAGGCGGAAGGUGCGGCGGUUGUGGCGGAGGCAGAGGGGCAGUUGGAGGCGGAGGAGCAGGCGCGGGCAGUGCAGCAUGAGGCGAUGCGGUUACAGGCACAGGAGAGGAUGCAGGAGAGGCAAGGGGCGCGCGAGGAGCAGGCGGAGGUGGCGGCGUGGAUGGCGACAGCACGGGACGAGCAGCUCAUGGGGGACCACAGGGGGGCUGUCCUCGGGCCCUACCCCCCCUGGGUGAGUGCUGUGGCACGUGCCAUGUGUAGGAAUCAGGUGGGGGCGAAUAAAAUCUGCCCAUGUUACGCGGCGAGCGCAGAGGGACAUGUGGUUGCGCUAGCACCCCAAGAAACGCCUCGAUUCCUCUCCCUCUGCUAUGCACGGCACGCCCCUCUACAACCCAGCACCCCCGUGACUGCAGCAGCUCGAUUCCUCUCCAUCUGCUAUGCAUGCCGCACUCCCUCCACCCCCCUACCCACCAUCCUUCAGGUAUCAGGUGCGGACGAGGACAAUCUGCCCAUGACGCGGCGGGCCCAGAGGGACCUCUGGGUGCACCAGCACCCGCGGGACUGCUCGCACCCGUCUGUCAAGUUCCUGGUCGUGGACGUGCUCAGGAAGGUCCGCGGAAGCUUCCUGGGCGUGGGGGCGCAGGUGAACUGGCUGGCGGGCGUGCUGGGGACGGCUGUGGUGGAGGGGCGCGUGCUGAUGGAAGUGAGGGUGAGAGUGGUGAACUGGUUGGCGGGCGUGCUGGGGACGGCUGUGGUGGAGGGGCGCGUGCUGGUGGUGCGCCACUACCAUAGGGCGGCGCACGAUGGGUGCCAUGGUGGGUUGCGUUGCAGUAACCAAGGGAGGGAGGAGAUUGUAAGGGAAGGUGGGUGGUGUUGGGGCGCGUGCUGGUGGUCCGACAGUACCAUAGGGCGGCACACGACGGGUAACAGUGGUGGAAGAGAGGGUGAGAGUGGUGACGUGAGAGGUGUGCAUCGAGGCCGCUGGUCAUGCUACUUUGUCCCUGAGACCUCCUCUGAGUGCCGCCGCCACGCCCUGCAGCUGCUGCACGCAUCCCGGCCCACCCUCUCCUCCCCCAGCAAUGCCUCUCCCACCAAUAACACUGGCGAUGCUGCUGCCGGUUGGGAUGGUGGGGCUGACAACAGGGGGGAUGAGAGCAGCGGGGAGGAGCGGAGCAGGAGGAGGGUGACAGUAUGGGAGGAGUAUCUGGAUCGCAACAUCACCAACUUCUUCACCAUUCAAUAUCCCACGCCGUGGAAGCACAUGCAUCCGACGGUGGACGUGCAUGGAAGGCUCAUCCGAUGGACAGCAUUCAACCGCCACCGCUGGUGGUUCGCCCAGGCUGCCACCUACCUCAUGCGCUACCCCUCCCCUUGUCUCUGCCGCCUCCUCAAUCGCGCUCGCCACCGCUCCUUUGGCCCUGCCCUCGCCACCCGGGCAGCCCGCUUCCUGCCCUCCAAUUGGCCGAAAACCGUCGAGCAGCUGCCCGAUCUCACCUCUCGAAACGCCCUGGGCAGCGAGGGGAAAAUCGAGGAGAUAUGGCAGGCAGCGAGUGGCGGCGCUAUAGGCGGCACAGGGGCACUGUCAGGAACGGGAGCGUACCGAGCGGGGGGGUAUGUGCCAGAGGGGCUGGUGGCGGUGCAUGUGCGGCAGGGCGACAAGGCGGGCGAAAUGGCGAUGGCGGGGGUGGACGUGUAUGUGGCAUUGCUGGGCCGCGUGAGACGCCAGUUUCCCUACGCGGACGCGGUGUGGCUCAGCACUGAGAUGCAGGGCGACAAGACAGGCGAGAUGGCGAUGGCGGGGGUGGACGUGUAUCUGGCGCUGCUGGGCCGCGUGAGACGCCAGUUCCCCCAUGCCGACUUUGUGUGGCUCAGCACUGAGAUGCAGGCGGUGGUGGACGCCACCAGGCACUACACGCGGUGGCGCUUCCACACCACUGACUUCCCCCGCCAGGCUCUAUCUCCCCCUCCUCCUCCCCUCCCCCCUGCCUUCCUCCUCCGCCCCACACAGGCGGUGGUGGACGCCACCAGGCACUACACGCGUUGGCGCUUCCACACCACUGACUUCCCCCGCCAGGCUCUAUCUCCCCCUCCUCAUCCCCUCCCCCCUGCCUUCCUCCUCCGCCCCACACAGGCGGUGGUGGACGCCACCAGGCACUACACGCGUUGGCGCUUCCACACCACUGACUUCCCCCGCCAGGCUCUAUCUCCCCCUCCUCAUCCCCUCCCCCCUGCCUUCCUCCUCCGCCCCACACAGGCGGUGGUGGACGCCACCAGGCACUACACGCGUUGGCGCUUCCACACCACUGACUUCCCCCGCCAGGCUCUAUCUCCCCCUCCUCGUCCCCUCCCCCCUGCCUUCCUCCUCCGCCCCACACAGGCGGUGGUGGACGCCACCAGGCACUACACGCGUUGGCGCUUCCACGCCACCGACUUCCCCCGCCAGGCGGCAGGCGAGAGCAUGGACGCAUACGACGCGCGCGUGGGGGAGCAGCGCGCCACGGACAACGCCUACGUGAACCUCCUGAUCUCCGCCGAUGCGCCCUUCUUCGUGGGCACCAUGGGGUCCACUUGGUCCGUGCUCAUUGAUAACCUCUGA